Molecule: messenger RNA, 693 nt
Organism: Arabis nemorensis
Lineage: Eukaryota; Viridiplantae; Streptophyta; Magnoliopsida; Brassicales; Brassicaceae
Source: the annotation of a GenBank genome assembly
AUGAGUAAACGAAAACGAGCGGAGUCGAAAUCAUCAAUCGGUGGUCUAAAGGAAGACGAGAAUAAGCUUCUAGAUCUGAUUCGGAGCAAGGAAGGGAUGGGAGCAACUACAUUCGAGAUGAAAUUAGAGACAAAGAUCGUACCAGCUCUGAUAACUCGAUCAAUCGCGUCUCUCAAGAAGAACCAUCUAAUCAAAGAGGUUCCAAACAUUAACAACAAAGGUAUCAAACAUUUUCUAGCAGUGGAGUUUGCUCCUUGUAAGGAGCUUACAGGUGGGGAUUGGUACAAUGACGGAACUCUUAAUAUCGAAAAAAUCGAGGAUCUCAAGGGCAUCUGUGUGGCCAUACUGGAUAGCGCAAAGGACAGGGUUGUUACGUUUGAGAUUCUGUCUACAUAUUUCGAAAAGACCAAGGAUAAAUUGACUCGAGAGCAGGUCAAGCAGAUACUCAAGAACUUGGUUUUGGAUAAUGUGAUCAUGGAGGUGACGAGCAAUGGACUUGGUGAGUUUUCCUCUACAAGAAUCGGACAAGUUUGCUACAAAUUGACGGGUAGAAAAUCCGAUAAUGGCAAAGCAAGAGCUGGAGCUUUUGCUUCCGUUCCUUGCGGGGCUUGUCCGCAUAUAGCGCUUUGUUCACCCGACGGGGUUAUCUCCCCGACCACAUGUGAUUAUUUCCAGAAAUGGCUAGACUUUUAG